Messenger RNA from Diceros bicornis minor, 951 nucleotides. RefSeq names its product short-chain dehydrogenase/reductase family 16C member 6-like. Gene Ontology annotation, cellular component: lipid droplet. The transcript is spliced from 6 exons. The coding region runs from base 1 to 951 and encodes 316 amino acids. NCBI's taxonomy places the organism in Eukaryota, Metazoa, Chordata, Mammalia, Perissodactyla, Rhinocerotidae. Gene Ontology annotation, molecular function: oxidoreductase activity, acting on the CH-OH group of donors, NAD or NADP as acceptor. The record is from RefSeq and is a predicted model, not a curated record.
AUGAAUGUAAUUUUGGACACUGGCAUAUUAUUGGGAAGAUUUCUAUAUUAUCUUUUAGAAUCUGUAGUUUACAAGAUAAUUCCCAAGGGAAAAAAGAAUAUUGUUGGAGAGAUCGUACUUAUAACAGGAGCUGGAAGUGGACUUGGGAGGCUAAUGGCCAUAAAAUUUGCCAGCCUUGGAGCCAAUUUAGUUCUAUGGGACAUUAAUCAAGACGGCAAUAUGGAAACGUGUAGACUGGCCAAAGAAAAGGGUGAUGUGAAAGUAUUUGCCUAUAAGUGUGACUGUAGCAACAGGCAAGAGGUCUACAGAGUUGCUGAUGAGGUUAAAAAAGAAGUCGGUGAUGUGACCAUCCUCAUUAACAACGCUGGAGUUGUCACAGGGGAGCAGUUUCUCAACACUCCGGAUCACAUGGUGGAAAGAUCAUUUCUUUUAAAUGUCCUGUCUCAUUUCUGGACUUACAAGGCCUUCCUUCCUGCCAUGAUUAAAGCUAACCAUGGUCACCUAGUCUGUAUUUCAAGUGCAGCAGGAGUCGCUGGUAUUAAUGGACUAUCAGAUUAUUGUGCAAGCAAAUUCGCAGCUUUUGGCUUUGCAGAGUCUCUCUACCUUGAAUUAAAAGUACAAAAGAAAACUAAAAUUAAAACCACCAUCGUUUGCCCAUAUUUCAUCAAAACUGGGCUGUUUGAAGGCUGUACAACUAAGUAUCCACUUCUGUUGCCUAUCCUGGAGCCGGAGUAUGUGGCCCAAAAAAUUGUAAAUGCUAUUUUAGAGGAACAAGUUUACUUAAUAAUGCCCAAAUUUUUAAAUGUUGCAUUGCUCCUUAAACAAAUACUGUCUACAGACAUGAUGAUUGCCCUUGUUGAAUACCUUGGAGUGGACACUUGCAUGGCUUCCUUCAGAGGGAGAAAGAAAGCAGACGAAGGUCAGACUGAAACUGAGAGGAAACAUCUAUAG